Suillus fuscotomentosus is the source of this 860-nucleotide messenger RNA. RefSeq lists its product as uncharacterized. Bases 89 to 709 code for a protein of 206 amino acids. The record is from RefSeq and is a predicted model, not a curated record. The transcript is spliced from 5 exons. Lineage: Eukaryota; Fungi; Basidiomycota; Agaricomycetes; Boletales; Suillaceae.
CUUAAAUACGAGAAGGAGCAGACUGAAUAAACUGGAAGCAGGCUUUGAAUUCUUUCUUGCAAGUCUAGUCUCUUCAAUCAUCGUAAAAAUGAUUAUCCCCUUCAUUACUGCCGCCGCCGUCCUUGCCACAGCUGUACAAGCCCACUUCCAGAUGCAAUAUCCUAUUCCACGAGGUCCUUUCGUCGAAGACUCAGAACCAACGUUCUGUGACGGUUACAACGAUGCUGUAAAUAACCGUACCGUAUUCCCCUUUAGUAACGGGAUCAUCAACAUGAACAGCGAACAUCCGUUGUGGACAGCGGAGGUCCUCAUCUCGACAUAUCAAGACCCAAAUAACUUUAGCUAUUUUAAUUCUAGCUCUGGUUAUCAGGUUGUAGUUCCAUUCUUCCAGCAAAGCGGGGAGGGAUUGUACUGUUUCCCUAUCGAUAUCGCUGCUGCAGCAGUGAAUGUGUCCGGAAUUCAAGAUGGCGCGAAUGUUACCAUCCAGGUUCUCUUUAAUGGCGGUGACGGUAAUCUCUACCAGUGUGCAGACUUGACUUUAUCUGCUAACUUGACGGUUCCGCCGGCUAACGCCUCAUCCGGUUGCACGAACGUAUCAUCUUCUACGACUUCUACUAAGAGCAGUGCUGGUAAAGGGGUAGAAGUUGGAACAGGAAUCAUCGUUGCAGGAGUGCUUAGCAUGGCGAUGAUGCUACUUUCUGCUCUGUGAAAGGGUAGUAAACGGCAUCUUCUCGAGCAGGAUCUCAAUGGCCCACGUAAUUUCAAUUGAAUUGAAGUUUACAUAAACUCAACUCAACAUCUUGGCGGCUUUUGCUUAUGUAAUUUAUAUUGGAUGACUAAUCCAUGUCCAUUGAAAGAUA